AAUACUCCGAGUCCCAGCACCAGCCCAGCGCCCAGCAGCGGGAUUAGAAUCUGGGGAUACACGGGCCCUGCGGGAACGUUGGAAGCGGGGUAGCGGUGGAUGCCGAGGUCAGGGUGCGGGGACAGAGAGCUAGCUCUCCCACUCAGGAACCCCCAGACCAGGCUUCCCUCCCUGACGGGGGCGUGUGUCUGAGUUAGGUCCCCUUUGUGUGAAGGCCUAGACCUACCGUGGGCAGGCCCCGGAGCUCUGCAGUAGGCCCGGUCCCCCAGCACGUGAAGCUCCGUACGGCUCUCGUUCUCUUGGCGGCCCUUGCAGAUAAAGGUGCCCGAGUCCCCCGCGCUCAGGAGCAGCUCCAGCCGCCGGAUAUCAAGGUCCAGGGCACGUAGGCGGCCAGCAAAGGGCUGGACGGGAGACACGGUGGGGGUCCCGCUCGGUGAGGCCAACAAGAUCGCGCGGCGUCCUUUGGACAGGCCUUUGCAGGCCGGGAAUCUAGGUGCCCAGACCCAGCGGGAGCCCUGAAAUUCUACUCUGUCGGCUGCUGCUGUUGCUACCAUUCUCAGGAUCCUCACCAUGAAAGGCCUUCUGCUGCUCACCUUGUCUUCUCUGCUCUGCUGGGUCUCAGCUGACAUUCGCUGUCACUCCUGCUACAAGGUCCCUUUGCUGGGCUGUGUGGACCGGCAGUCCUGCCACCUGGAACCAGGACAGCAAUGCCUGACAACAAAUGUGUACCUCGGGAAGAUGUGGGUUUUCUCCAACCUCCGAUGUGGCACACCAGAAGAGCCCUGUCGGGAGGCCUUCAACCAAACCAACCACAAGCUAGGCCUGACCUAUAACACCACCUGCUGCAACAAGGACAACUGCAAUAACCCAGCCCCUCGGCCCACCCCGGCCCUGGCCCUUGUCCUCCUCACCUCCUUGGCUGGCCUUGGCCUCUGGCUGUUGCACUGAGACUCACUCCAUGGCUGCCCCUCCUCCCACCUGCCUUAGCCUGAGCCUCUCUUCUUGUGUCUUCGUAUCCUCUGCUUCCUUUUGCUCAGAAAAGCAUUUCUCCAGACCCUUCAUAUUUCUUUAAUUAGACCGUGGUUUCCCGAUCCAUCCUUCCAUCCCACACCCUCCACUCUGCUUCUCUGGAGUCUCUUUCCAUUUCCCUCGACACCACUCCAGAGCCUCCAUUGUCUCCUAGAAGGGCCCCCCACUUUGCCUCCUGAACUCCCCUGUGCCCUAUGUGAGGAGGGAUUGGAAUCUGGGCCUGAAAUGGGGUUUCUGUCCUGUCCCCAGUGAAGGCUCCCAGGAAGGACCUGAUGACCUCACUCUAUGAGCUGAUUCUCCAAACCCUGGCUCCCAUGCGUACCUCAUCCCCAUGCUCACCCCUUUCCAUUUUGAGUAAUAAAUGUCUGUAUAUGAUCAAUUGUGCAUCAGAAGAUCUAUUGUCAGAGGCACCCUCCCAGGAAAUAACACUCUCAGCCCUCACACUCACCCAAGAACCCUUCAGGGAGUUUCUCUCAGAGGCUGGGCUGGGGCAGAUGGAGAAACAGGUUUUGCAGGCUUCCAUCCUCUCUUCCAGUAUCUGGGGGCUGGCGUACAGGGCCCAGUGUUUGGAGAAGCAAUAUUUAUCUUAAAUUUAGGCCACACCUCUGAUGUACUGCCAAGAAGGAGGUGCAGCCUGGCUUGAGGGCGCCCCAGAAAGGGUAGGAGAGUUGCAUGGGGAUGGGACCUGGGACCCUCUUUCCAGGCCUCAGUCCCUCAGGUUAGAUUCAGAGGCCUCACCUGGCCUAGUACGUGGGGCACCAAGCAACCCUCCUAUCACAGUGCUUACAUUUCCUUUCUCAAUUCCAAAUAGUCAUACUGGGAGCCAAGUUGCAAAUGCGGGGAAGGGGAACAAGCCCAGACAACGAGGCUCAUUGAUUCCUGGUGGCCCCCACUCAGCCCAGAGCCUGCUCCCCUCGGUGAUCCUUGUUGCUAAGGAAGAUUCUCCCUAGCAACAGGAUGUAGGUGUCACAUAGGGCAGAUUCUCCAUUGUCCUUUGGGGUUUAGUUGGUUAAGGAGUGCACCAUUGUAACUAAGUCCACUGAUCCUUGAUAACCCCUAAACUAGAGCCUGGUUGCCCCCAUAUUACUCCUUCAGCCCUCCCAUCAACAAAAGAUGG
Molecule: messenger RNA, 2146 nt
Organism: Balaenoptera ricei (Rice's whale)
Lineage: Eukaryota; Metazoa; Chordata; Mammalia; Artiodactyla; Balaenopteridae
Gene: LY6G6C
Product: lymphocyte antigen 6 family member G6C
Exons: 4
Coding region: 571-948 (125 amino acids)
Cellular component (GO): external side of plasma membrane; protein-containing complex
Source: RefSeq, a predicted model, not a curated record